This is a messenger RNA of Rotaria sordida, 381 nucleotides long. The record is from the annotation of a GenBank genome assembly. NCBI's taxonomy places the organism in Eukaryota, Metazoa, Rotifera, Eurotatoria, Philodinida, Philodinidae.
AUGAAUCGACCAAAUGUUCAUCUUCUUGAUCUACCAAAUGAGAUGUUAUUUAAUAUUUUGAAGAAACUUGACAAUGUUGAUGUUCUUCAUUCAUUAUUUGGUAUUAAUAACGAACGGCUUGAUAGUAUAUCACGAGAAGAAAUUUUUUCUUAUACCCUCAAUUUUACAUCAAAUGUUCAUGACACUACAAUAAUUGAUUCAAUGCUUGGUCGAUUUUGUAAUUAUAUAUUACCUCGAAUUCAUUACAAUGUGAAGUGCUUGAUUGUUGAAGCCGUGUCUAUGGAACGUAUUCUUCUUGCUACUCCCUAUCCAAAUUUGACAGAAUUAAAAAUUUUUAAUUUUCAACGUGACAGUUCAUUACAUUAUUUCACAGGUAAUUAA